Molecule: messenger RNA, 1963 nt
Organism: Electrophorus electricus (electric eel)
Lineage: Eukaryota; Metazoa; Chordata; Actinopteri; Gymnotiformes; Gymnotidae
Gene: gatd1
Product: glutamine amidotransferase class 1 domain containing 1
Cellular component (GO): cytoplasm
Molecular function (GO): glyoxalase III activity
Source: RefSeq, a predicted model, not a curated record
GAGAGAGAGAGAGAGAGAGAGAGAGAGAGAGAGAGAGAGAGAGAGAGAGAGAGAGAGAGAGAGACCCCGUGUUGCAUCUGUAUGCGGAACUACAUGUACGACGAGGUCGAGAAGGAAUCUUUUAGUUGACGGAACAAUAACAAUAAAGGGAACCUGCCUUACAUUUCUAAACUCUAUGAAUAAAAGUUCUUGUUCCUUUUAGGCUUGUAUCUUGCAAUUUUGUUUGUUCUGUGAAUGUGUUUCUGAUUUUGUGUAGCCUUUUAUAUUGUCAUCCCUGUUAUUUGACUUAAGAAGCUAGCUAGCUAGCUAGCUAGGUUUAACACUGUGGACUUGGAUAUUCUUAGUGGAAACAGAACAAUGACGUCUAAACCUACAUGCCUUAUUGUUGCAAGUGCAGCACCUCAAGGAGUUUCGGUUCGGUCGUUCCAGCAAUCUUUCUCUGUCUGUAGUCCAGUUUUCAACCUCCAGACAGCUACACCAGGGGGGAAACCUAUUGACUUCGCCGGGGUUGAUGAAAGCUCUGCUCGAUGGGUUCAGGACUUCAGCGUCAAGUCCUUUGCCACUCCUGCCAAACUGGAAUCCAUUGAUGGCGCACGUUACCAGGCUCUGCUGAUUCCAGACUGCCCAGGAGCUUUGAAUGACCUCGCUCACAGUGGCUCCCUGGCACGCAUCCUCACGCAUUUCACUUCUCAGAAGAAGCCUGUGUGUGCUGUGGGACAAGGUGUGUCUGCACUCUUUUGUGCCAUAGAAUCACAGAAAUGGAUAUUUAGAGGAUACAGCCUAACUGGACCCUCAGUGUUUGAGCUGGUGCGUUUCCCAGAUUUUGCCAACCUUCCUCUGAUUGUAGAAGACUUUGUGAAAGACAAUGGAGGAUCGUACACAGCCAGCCAAGAAGAUGCAUUACAUGUGGUCCUAGAUCGCCAUCUAGUGACUGGUCAGAAUACUCAGUCCACUACAGCGGCAGUUAAUAACCUGAUCCUCCUAUGUAAUGGCAAGUAAAACCUCUCAUUUGCCUACACAGUACCUUUGUUCAUGGCCAGUUGAACAUCUGGGAUAAAACAAAGAGAGGACAAUGCUAAUUGAUGGGAAAAGGUGGGCCCGAUAUGUAAUUGCAUGAUUUAAGCUGUAAAUGCAGCAAGUGAUGAGUAAUCAUGUCUUUUGUAUUCCACCUGGAUACAUUGCCAUUACAGAGUAUUUUUCAUCAACAAAUCUAAUGUAAAAUAAGUAUACACUUUUCCAUUAAAUGUUUGGGUCUGGGGCUUUUUGGACUCAAUUUUCAGUUAAAAAAAAACUGCAAAGCAGUGACAGUUGUGAUCAUUGAUGUCUAUUACUACUGCUAACAGUAGCCUUAUAAUUUUACUGUAGAUUCCCAGAAACAGAAUGUGAAUUGCUGAUUCUUUCCUAGUAUACCAGCCAGAUUUGGUACAAGUGUAAAAUCAUGAACACUUGUUUUCUGGGUCAACCUUUGUUUCAUGGUGGAGUACAUCUAAGUGUACAUUGUAUACCAGUGAAUGUACAGUUCUGUGGCCUUAAAAAGUGAUUGUUUCCAUCUUCAGAUUGCUGAUUUUGGAAGUAUUGUACUCGUCUUAUUAACAAACAUAAGAAUUAAGAAAUUACUUUUCAUUAGUAUCUCAGAAGAGAUUACAUGAUUUUUCCAGAAAUAUAGGCAUCUUAUCCCCCACUCCCCUUCACCAGCUUGUGCUAGAUUUAAUGCAGAGUGCAAAACAGCUGCAUGUUACACACAAGCUCCUAUUCACCCUUAGAUUUCUAUGAACAUUACUGACUGACUGUCAGGGUACUCUUACUACUACUCUGCAACUCUCACAAUAAGACCAAAAGUGGUGACUGAUAAUGGGCUCUUGCUUUGAAAUGUAAAACAGAACCUGUAAUCAUUGCACCUUUUACAAUACAUAUAAGGCGAGUCUGUGGAAAAAAAUGUCAAUAAAACUUUCCAUUUCUCAUA